Heteronotia binoei (common prickly gecko) is the source of this 2953-nucleotide messenger RNA. RefSeq names its product diacylglycerol kinase epsilon (gene DGKE). Gene Ontology annotation, molecular function: ATP-dependent diacylglycerol kinase activity. The record is from RefSeq and is a predicted model, not a curated record. The transcript has 13 exons. The coding region runs from base 260 to 1966 and encodes 568 amino acids. Lineage: Eukaryota; Metazoa; Chordata; Lepidosauria; Squamata; Gekkonidae.
CUCCUCUUUUCUGUACCAGACGGCCUCUGCUGCUUCCGUUUCCGCCGCUCAUCCGUUGCCUCGCGCCGGGUGGGAUUGUACCUCUAGCGGUUUGUGGUGACUUCAUCUGGAGUUGCUGCAAUUUCCUCUCUUUGGUUUUGUCCUUGUGGAUUAGAAGAGACACAGCAUGUCCAAAUGCAUACUGAAAGUGGGCAGAAUCUACCCUUGUACCAUCGUGGUUGUGAGUGUGUUAAGGGAGGACAGAGUAAAUCAGUAGAGGAUGGAAAAAGGCAAAAGCAGCAGACUAAUCCCUUCUUCAGGUCUGUUGGCAGAACGGAGUUUGGCCUUCUGGACUCUUUGUUCGAUCAUUGUGCCAAUACUGAUCACCUUGUGGUGCAGCUUUCGGCGAUCACGGAGGCAAGGGCUGGUGCAGGACAUUUUACGCAAAAGCAAGCAUGACUGGCAAUAUGUGGACCUCUUUAGCCAGCCCACCUAUUGCUGCAUCUGCUCUCAGCACAUCCUCCAGGGAGCUUUCUGCAACUGCUGUGGAUUGUGUGUUGAUGAAGGGUGCCUGAAGAAGGCUGAGCGUCGUUUCCUCUGCAAGGAGAUCAUGACAAGGGGUGAAGGAGGGGUCUCUAUGACACACCACUGGAUUCGAGGCAAUGUCCCUCUGUGCAGCUAUUGUGUCAUGUGCAAGCAACAGUGUGGCAAUCAACCCAAGCUUUGUGAUUACAGGUGCAUUUGGUGCCAGCACACCGUGCAUGAUGAAUGUAUGCAAAAUUCCUUGAAGAGUGAGACCUGUAAUCUUGGAGAAUUUCGCAGCUUAAUUAUCCCACCAUAUUACUUGUUCAGCGUCAGUCAGAUGCGUAAAGACAAGAAAACAGACUAUGGCAAGUUAACUUCCUGCUACAGACAACAUUGGACUCCAUUAAUAAUCCUGGCUAAUACUCGGAGCGGGAACAACAUGGGUGAAACAUUGCUGGGACAAUUUAAGAUCUUACUAAACCCAGUUCAGAUUUUUGAUCUGACCAAAACGACCCCAGGAAAAGCACUUCAGCUUUGCUCCUGGCUGCCUGUCAAUUCGGCACGAGUUCUUGUCUGUGGUGGAGAUGGCACUGUGGGCUGGGUCUUGGAUGCAAUUGAUGACAUGAAGAUCAAGGGGCAAGAGCGGUACGUCCCGCAGGUUGCAAUUUUGCCACUCGGUACAGGCAAUGACUUGUCUAAUACCCUGGGCUGGGGUGCUGGCUAUGCUGGAGAGGUCCCUGUGGAGCACAUCCUACGCAAUGUCAUGGAGGCUGAUGGAAACAAGCUGGACAGGUGGAAGGUCCAGGUAACAAAUAAAGGAUACUACAAUUUAAGAAAACCAAAGGUCUUCACAAUGAACAACUAUUUCUCUAUAGGGCCGGAUGCUCUCAUGGCUCUGAAUUUUCAUGCACAUCGUGAGAAAUCUCCCUCUCUGUUUUCCAGUAGGAUUAUUAACAAGGCAGUUUAUUUUUUCUAUGGAACCAAAGACUGUUUAGUGCAGGAAUGUAAAGAUUUGAACAAAAAGAUUGAGCUAGAGUUGGAUGGAGAGAGAAUCAAUCUGCCCAAUUUGGAAGGGAUUAUCGUUCUGAAUAUUGGCUACUGGGGCGGUGGCUGUAGGCUGUGGGAAGGAAUGGGAGACGAGCCUUAUCCUCUGGCAAGGCAUGAUGAUGGCUUGCUGGAAGUUGUUGGUGUCAACGGCUCUUUUCACUGUGCACAGAUUCAAGUGAAGUUAGCAAAUCCUGUCCGACUGGGUCAGGCGCAUACUGUGAGGUUGAUCCUGAAGAAUUCAAAGAUGCCAAUGCAGGUGGAUGGAGAACCCUGGGCACAAGGUCCUUGCACUGUUACUAUAACUCAUAAGACCCACGCACUGAUGCUGUCUCAUUCAGGUGAACAGACGGAUGAUGAUGUGUCCAGUGUAUCUGAACAGGAACUGGCUAAGGAUCAGACGGAUGAAGACACAUAGAUCUUGGCCAGGUUUUGGCGCGACAGUAGUAAAUUCAGUUUGGCUCUCACUGACAAGCUUUAGUGCUAACUAUUUAGUCUCAAAUAAUCCUCUUAAUGCUGUGCCAUCUCUAUGUUUAUAAAUGGCAUAGGAAUGACAAAAGCCAUGCUUCCAGCGAUAAAGAAAUUCUGAGCCAGGCUUAAAUUCAGCAAGCACUUUUGCUUUGGUGUAUAGUAUUAAGUGUGGAGGGGCAGGAAACUUAUAUUCAGAGCUCUGCAGGCUAAAUGCCUCAUCAGGCCUUCAGAGCUUUUGGGGAUGUGUUCUGCGGAACAGCUGCCAUUUUUCUUUGUAAUUAUGUAAACCUAAUUUUGAGGAACAUGUAACAAUAUCAUGCAGUCAUUUGUGGGUUACAUGUUCCCAGUGCAGACAUGACUCUCCUGAUCUCCUAGCAUGAUUAGGAGAUUGGAAACACUUCCUAGGUUUAUAUACUCUUUCCUUAUCUCCACUCCCUUUUGGUUUUCAGAGCAUGGUUAUUUGUGCUGGCAAUAACUUGGUUAACUCUGAAAAAUCAAAAGCAGGAUGUGAUUGGAUGCACUUUGUAGUAGGAUCACCAGUUCUGUGUUAAGUUUUACUUUCCUUUUAUUUGCUAGCUUCUUUGACCAAUGUUCUUAAGUUCAAGAUAAAACAAGACAAUAAGCAUUAAGUAUUACUAGAUCUCACAGCCAACUAGAAACAAUUGCAUAUCACAGCAGUUUUAUAUAAUAACCUCCUUAAUAGUGGACACAGGAAAGUCUUGACCUAUAGGAUGGAUUUCUCCCAAGCUGAGGCCUAAUUGUUUGCAUGUGCAUUACAGUAUUCACAGCAGAGAGAUAUGUUGAUCUUGCUUCCUGAGUGGCUGAUGAGAAGUUAAAAAAUAAUAACCUUGAACUCAGAAUUCCAUUGUUGUCAGCUUUUACAACUAAGAGUCUGUAGUUGUGGGUAUUGCAAGUAAAACUAUCUGAUGUAACA